Molecule: messenger RNA, 2455 nt
Organism: Chrysemys picta bellii (western painted turtle)
Lineage: Eukaryota; Metazoa; Chordata; Testudines; Emydidae
Source: RefSeq, a predicted model, not a curated record
GGGAGGGAAAGAGAUGAAGGAAGUGGGGGGCCGGGCGUCGGUGGCGGUGGCAGCGGGAAGGUUGAGUGGGGGCGGCCCCCCGGCCCUGGCAGCCCCACACCCACGCGGGGUGCACGUGUCUUUGUUUUCCAGCCAUGACUACGGCAGCCGGCAGCAGCUUCGGCACCACCUGCUGGUGGGGCUUCUCCCCCGCGCUCGACCUGCAGAGGGAAUGUGGGUCCCACUCCUCACCUGUGUUACGAGGCUGCAGCGAGAGCUCUGCCAGCGAGGGCCGUGGUGGCAGCCGCCUGCGGGCCAUUUCUGGGCUGGUGUCAGGACUCAUCAGGCUGACGGGCAAGACAGGGACGGUUUAUUCCGCGGGGCAUCUGGAGGCUGGCGGACUCCCCUCCGUGCCAGAGGAUCUCCCCGCCGCUCACUGUGCCCCCCGCGAAUCGCCUGGUCCCCAAGCUAGCAAGGGGACGUGGGAGGUGUGGGGCUUCAGUACCCACAGGGUUAUUCCGAAGGGAGAGAAGGAUACGGAAGGGAGAAAUCUUGGGGGUUCUGCAAUUACAACUGACCCAUGGUACGCCUGCUGGGAGAGGUGGGGCUGGAGUAGGCAGGAGCUCCCCCCCACAGCUGGCGCUUCUGCCUCACUCCCCACAGAACCCUCUGCUGGGAGAGGUGGGGCUGGGCUCACUGGGAGCCCCCCCACAGCCGGCACUCCUGCCCUGCUCCCCCACAGCGCCCCUUACUGGGAGAGGUGGGGCUGGAGGAGCCAGGAGCUCUCCCCCACAGCCGGCGCUCCUGCCUUGCUCCUCACAGCCCUCCCUGUUGGAAGAGACAGGGCUGGGGUUGCUGAGAGCCCCCCUACAGCUGGCACUCCUGCCCUGCUCCCCCACAGCGCCCCCGGCUGGAAGAGGUGGGGCUGGAGUCGCCGGGAGUUCCCAGUUUCACAAGCCGAGCUCUUUAAUGCAGCAGACGUGACAGUCUGGCCUAGUGGGUUUCGCAAGCAAAGUCAGGGCUGUAAUGUAGAAACACACGUUUAUAUCAGGGGGAUCCCAAAGCUCCUCACAGGCUUUUCAUUGUCUAUGGAAGGAUCCCUCGCCCGGCGCGGGGGCGCGGGGGCUGGGUCUACGGGGCCCCCUCGCCCGGCGCGGAGACACGGCCCCUCUGGGAUGGGGGAACCUAUAACGCCCGCCCCUGUAUGGACGCCGACUUUUCCCAGGGCUUCCCAGCUUGUUUUCUUUCCCUCCUCUCAGUUCUACCUCGUGGAGAAUAACCUCGAGGCGCUGGGCCGGCAACUGCUUUUUCUCAGCCUCGCCCUGGAGUCUCCGGAGAAAUUGGGGCUGCAAGAGAAGAGCGAGAUGUUCCUGGAACUGCUGGGGAACAGCCUGAUCCGCCGCCCGACAGCCGCCUACCUGCAGGAGAAAUCGGACCUGUUCGUCCGUUACGUCACCGACCCGGACUUCCAGCAGCGCCACCUGGGGGCCGUGGACCUGUCGGCCCUGAAGUUCAAGGAGCGGGAUCAGCUGGAGAGCAUCUUCCGAUUCUGGCGGAACCCGGACCCGCAGGCCUUCCCGAUCGCCCGGCUCUGGGACCUGCGGGUCCGGCAGUACCUGGGCACCCGUUACGACGCCCGCCGCGGCGUGUGCGACUGGGACCUCACCAUGAAGCUGCACGAACGUGGGGCUAGCGUGAUCGGCGGGCGGGAGUUCUCCCGGUGGCGGGACACGGGGGUGGCCUUCGAGCUGCGGGAGGGCGUCUACGACGUCCCCAACAAAACCUUGGCCUCCGGGAGGGUCCUGAGACAGAAGGGGGAGCUGGUGCCAGCCCGGGGGUACUGGGGUGACAUCGGCACGGGGCCGUACCUCCCCUUCGGGAUCGAGUCCGAGGAACCGAGUCUGCUGAGAACCGUCAACGGGGUCCCCGCCAAGAGUGCCCAGGAGAUCUCCUUGUACAAUGUCACGGCCCUGUUCCACGAACUGGCAGCCCGGGUCCGCUACACCCCCCCGCCGCCCACCCCAGAGGGGGCCAGUGGGGCUGCCCCGGUCCAGGAGAGCCCCGCCCCGAAUCCAGAGCCGGACCUGCAGGAUCACAGUGACAUGGUCCACACCCUGACCCCGGAGCUGCAGCUGGUAUCUGCCCCCGGGGCUACGCUGAUCACUGAGCUGACCAGCUUCCUGCCCGACGUGCGCAAGGAGCAGGCGGACGCCUUCCUCGCCCGGGUGACGGCCAUGGCCGCAGGGGCCGGCUUCGCGCCGUGCGGGACGCCUGAGGGACAGAACCGGGCCUGGGCCCGCUUCCAACGCCGGGAGGAGGGGCCCGACGACCCGCUUCGCCCCCUCCUGGCUCCCGAUGUCCCCCCAGAAGAUGGACGCCCCACAGACGUGCCCCCUCCUGUCUGCCCAGGGCCCAGCUCUGUGGGUGGGGGUGUUCAUGAGGUUUGAUUGGAAAUAAAAUCCCCCACCCCCUGGAA